AUGGCAAUUUCCCCACAUGCAAUGGAUAUCCACCCCGCCCGCCCAUAUGGAAGCGGGGUUUAUCCAAACUUUUUACCAAUAGUAGCGGGUAUGCUAAGAUUUAAAGAAAAGCCGCUCGGACUCCAUCUCCCUCUCUUCGAUCGCUCUUCUAGCACCACCGACCGGCGCGACGAGUCACCAUCGGAACUACCACCGUUCGAGGCUCUCAGGGCUCUCUCUCUCUAUCUGUAUCUUCCGUCGCUUCCCUUGCCUCAUCUACCACCAUGUAUUCAUGUAAGCCAAAAUCUCCCUUCAAUCCACCACCACCAACCCAACACCAGCAGGCACCGUAUCGCCUCUUCAUCAGCGGCACCAGUCCUCUCCAUCACCGCACCACCUCUCCAGCCAAAAUUUGGUCUCCCCAGAGUUAGAUUGGGGAUUGAUGUAUGGAGUUGUUUACAGGCGAAGUUGACCUAUCUAGGGAUGAUUUGCAGGCUCAAACUUUCAAACGAGGUGAGGACCAAAAUUCUACCUGAGGGGCUGCAAACCCAGGAGAACUCAGCUUUGACAUCCACAUCAAUGAGUCUCAAUGAAGGAGACUAACUUGGUCACGGUAAAUAUGCAAGUGCAUAUGGAAGAAAGAAAUGUAACAAAUACCUUUCUUUUUUGGUGAAACUAUGAAUAGGCCUCUGAAUACAUAAUCAUUAUUCUUGAACCUUAUACCUCGGAAACUAGGGCUUUGUGGCAUACAUAUUUGUAGUUUUUUUAGAGAGUUUUUGGUACGACAUGGCUUGCCGAAACCCGCAAUAGUUUGCAUAUUGCUAUAUAAUCUUUUUUUUUUCUGCUUUCUUUUGCAUUCUUAUUUUAGUUGACUUUCUUUUUCCAUAGUUUGGUUUUAUUUGGAAACUCGGGAUCGAUUGUGGUACCAAUGCUGCCAUGCAUACAAAUUUGAACAUUGUUGAGGUUGCUAUGUGAACAGUAAUUAUAGUUGGAUUUAUAUAUUUGUGAGAUAUUAGUUGGAAUGAAUUGUUUAGAAGUGUGCAACUAUUACUCCCUUUGUGCUUCAUCUCCAUUUAACAGUCUCUCUUAUAUGCGUUUG
Molecule: messenger RNA, 1078 nt
Organism: Rhododendron vialii
Lineage: Eukaryota; Viridiplantae; Streptophyta; Magnoliopsida; Ericales; Ericaceae
Exons: 5
Coding region: 1-582 (193 amino acids)
Source: RefSeq, a predicted model, not a curated record